GACCCUUUCCUGCUCACUGUCCACACUCUCCCACACUCACACCUUCUCUCCAAACCAUACCACUGCAGCGCCGCGUGCCAUUGGGAGCGCGCAGUCCAUUUCUCGAAACCACGCCAACCCACUUACCCGCGGGAGUGACCACAUCCUUGCCGUCGGCGUCUGAGCUUUGCCCAUAGCUCGACAAAAUCCAAUCCAGCUGUCGAAUGAGAAUUUAGGCACUCAUUUGCUAUAAACGAGAACGACUUUGAAGAGGCGCUUUCGCCCACUGCACCCACCAGACCAUCCCCUCAGACACGCCGCCGAUCCAACAUGUAUGGCAGCGGCUCCCAGACCGGCGUCUCUACGCCACGCUCGCAAGCCGUAUCACGACCUCUCACGCUCACUCACGGAUCGCUCGAAUACACCUUUUUGAUACCCACCGCAUUACAUUUCAAUGCUACACAGCUCAAGGAUCAGUUUCUUUCGACCCUCCCCGAGGCCACAGAAGAGCUUGCUCAGGAUGACGAGCCUUCCUCAGUCACGGAGCUGGUUGCUCGAUACAUUGGCUUUGUUGCCAAAGAAGUAGAGGAGGGCGAAGACCCGGAGCUCUUCACUGAAGUUCUGAAACUCGUCCUCACUGAGUUUGAGCGCACCUUCCUCCGCGGGAACGAGGUGCACGCAAUUGCCUCACAUCUGCCCGGCAUCUACGAGAAGAAGCUCGUCACAGUGCAGGCAUACUACGCCGCCCGCGCUGCCGUCAAGCGAGCCAUUAGAGCACACGAGUCUGCGCUUCUGCGUGAAGCUGCUGAUGAGAAUGCUUAUGUCUACGCUGUUUUUGGCGGACAAGGCAACAUUGAAGAAUACUUUGACGAGCUCCGAGAAAUCUACAACACCUACCCUUCAUUGGUGCGCGACUUCUUGAAUGUGGCUGCACAACAUCUGCAGUUCCUGUCAAGGGACGAGCAAGCGUUCAAGAGCUACGCCAAAGGCCUCGAUAUCAUGCGAUGGCUGGACAACAAGGACUCGCAGCCGGAUACCGACUAUUUGGUUUCUGCACCAGUCAGCUUCCCAUUGAUCGGUCUUACACAGCUCGCACACUACGUUGUGACCUGUAGAGUGCUUGGUACACACCCAGGUCACGUCCGAGAUCGUUUCUCUGGCGCUACUGGACACUCUCAGGGUGUUGUCACCGCAGCUGCUAUUGCCGCCUCGUCGAACUGGGAGACCUUCGACAAACAUGCCCGAAAUGCCCUCACGAUCCUCUUCUGGAUCGGUGCCCGCAGCCAGCAAGCCUACCCUCGCACAUCUCUCGCACCAAACGUGCUGCAAGACUCGAUCGACAAUGGCGAAGGAGCUCCAACUCCCAUGUUGACCGUGCGAGAUCUCUCGCGGGAGACCGUGGAGAAGCUGAUCAAGCAGACAAACGAGCAUCUGCCGGAAGACAGGCACAUCGGCAUCUCGCUCGUGAACAGCGCUCGCAACUUCGUCGUUACUGGUCCACCGAUGUCACUGUACGGUCUCAACCUGCAGCUGCGCAAAAUCAAGGCUCCAACUGGCCUUGACCAGAAUCGGAUACCAUUCACGGAGCGCAAGGUCCGUUUCGUCAACCGCUUCCUCCCAAUCACCGCACCUUUCCACAGUCCAUACCUCGCAGAGGCCAUGAAGCACCUAGAAAAAGAUUUGGCAGAGAUCAACAUCCAAGCUUCCGAGCUCGGAAUCCCAGUAUACGAUACAUACACUGGUGAGGAUUUGCGUGAGGAGAAGGCUGGCCAAAGCAUUACACCUGCGUUGGUCAAGAUGAUCUGCCAGGAUCAAGUGCUAUGGGAGAAGGCUACAGUCAUGCCAAAUGCCACGCACAUCCUCGACUUCGGCCCGGGUGGCAUCUCUGGCCUUGGUGUUCUUACCAACCGCAACAAGGACGGAACUGGUGUUCGUGUAAUCCUCGCAGGCACCAUGGAUGGCACGAAUCCCGAGGUUGGAUACAAGCCUGAAAUCUUCGACCGUGACGCAGAGCACGCCGUCAAGUACGCCGUGGACUGGGUGAAAGAGUAUGGACCAAAGCUUGUCAAGACUUCUGCAGGACAGACGUUUGUGGAUACCAAGAUGAGUCGGAUGCUCGGCUUGCCGCCUGUCAUGGUUGCUGGCAUGACGCCUUGCACCGUGCCCACGGACUUUGUCGCAGCCACCAUGCGCGCUGGCUACGAGAUUGAGCUGGCUGGUGGUGGCUACUACAACGACAAGAGCAUGACGGAAGCCAUUGCCAAGAUCGAGAAGGAGAUUCCUGCAGGUCGUGGUAUCACAGUCAACCUCAUCUAUGUCAACCCUCGUGCGAUGGCUUGGCAGAUUCCAAUGAUUGGGCGACUGCGAGCUGAGGGCGUGCCAAUCGAAGGUCUGACCAUUGGUGCCGGUGUCCCCUCGAUUGAGGUCGCCAACGAAUACAUUCAGACACUCGGCAUCAAGCACAUCGGCUUCAAGCCCGGCUCAUCUGAUGCCAUCCAGGCUGUGAUCAACAUCGCAAAGGCCAACCCUGGCUUUCCAGUGAUGAUGCAGUGGACCGGUGGUCGCGGUGGUGGCCAUCACUCUUUCGAGGACUUCCACCAGCCGAUUCUGUCCAUGUACAGCAGAAUCCGACGAUGCGAGAACCUGGUUCUGCUCGCCGGUUCUGGUUUCGGUGGCGCAGAAGACACCUACCCUUACCUCACUGGUGAGUGGGCGAAGAAAUUCGGCUACCCACCAAUGCCGUUCGAUGGUGUCCUCUUUGGCAGUCGUGUCAUGGUGGCCAAGGAAGCACACACUUCCCCUGCAGCCAAGCAGGCUAUCGUGGAUGCACCAGGUCUCGAGGACCACGAGUGGGAGAAGACCUACAAGGGGGCCGCUGGUGGUGUUAUCACUGUCCGCUCUGAAAUGGGCGAGCCUAUCCACAAGCUUGCUACCCGUGGUGUGCUCUUCUGGGCAGAGAUGGACCAGAAGAUUUUCUCCCUCGACAAGGCCAAGCGCAUCCCUGAGCUGAAGAAACAGCGCGAGUACAUCAUUCAGAAGCUUAACGACGACUUCCAGAAGCCAUGGUUUGGGCGCAACAAGGCCGGCGAAUGUGUUGAUCUUGAAGAUAUGACCUACGGAGAGGUACUGCGCCGCAUGGUCGAUCUCAUGUACAUCAAGCACCAGAAGCGAUGGAUCGACAAGUCGCUCGCUCGCUUGACUGGCGACUUCAUUCGCCGCAUUGAGGAACGCUUUGCCGAGACCAAUGGCGCUGGUUCCCUCAUUCAGAACUACACUGAGCUGGAUGACCCAUUCGGCACCGUCGCAAAGGUGCUCGAGACAUACCCAGAAGCCGAUGUCCAGCUCAUCAACGCCCAAGAUGUGCAGCACUUCCUGCUUCUCUGCCAGCGACGUGGACAGAAGCCAGUGCCUUUCGUUCCCUGCUUGGACGACACCUUCGAGUUCUUCUUCAAGAAGGAUUCUCUCUGGCAGUCUGAGGAUCUUGAGGCUGUCGUCGACCAGGAUGUCGGCCGUGUUGCCAUCCUACAGGGACCAAUGGCUGUCAAGUACUCUAAGAUCGUCGAUGAGCCGAUCAAGGACAUCCUCGACGGUGUUCACGAGGGUCACAUCAAAUUCUUGACGCGUGAUCUGUAUGGCGAUGAUGUCAAGAAGAUUCCCCAGGUCGAAUACUUCGGUGGAAAGCUCAUUGAAGCCAGCGAUGAUCUCCACAAUGUCGAAGGCCUCACGGUCAAUGAGACUGAGCACAAGAUCCUGUACCGCUUGUCGUCAGUCACUGGCACCGCUCUCCCACCAUUGGACAACUGGAUUCAGCUGCUCGCUGGCCGCGCCCACACCUGGCGCCACGCCUUUUUCACGACCGAUGUGUUCGUUCAAGGUCAAAGAUAUCAGACCAACCCUGCCCACCGCAUCUUUGCGCCAACACCAGGUAUGGUUGUCGAGAUCCAGCACCCCAACGACCCCAAGAGAACGACAAUCAGCGUCAAGGAGCCUUCGCACGGCAAUGAGUACGUUCAAACUGUGCACGUUGCCCGCGACAGCAAUGGCGAGAUCACUGUCAACAUGAUCGAAGGCCGUACAGCGACCGGCAAGGCUGUCGCUCUGCCACUGCGUUUCACAUACCAUCCAGAGACUGGUUACGCACCAAUUCGCGAAAUCAUGGAAGCUCGCAAUGAUCGCAUCAAGGAGUUCUACUACAAGAUCUGGUUCGGCGACGAAGCUUGUCCAUUCGACGUGGAUGUCACUUCGCGCUUCGACGGAGGACGUGCAACAGUCACCAGCGAAGCAAUCAACGACUUCGUCCACGCUGUGGGCAACACUGGUGAGGCCUUCGUUGACCGACCGGGUAAGGAAGUCUUCGCUCCUAUGGACUUCGCCAUCGUGGUUGGCUGGAAGGCUAUCACUAAGCCAAUCUUCCCACGCACCAUUGAUGGAGAUCUUCUCAAGCUCGUCCACUUGUCGAACGGCUUCCGCAUGAUUCCUGGCGCCGCGGCACUUAAGAAGGGCGAUGUCCUUGACACGACUGCUCAAGUCAAUGCUGUCAUCAACCAAGCCUCGGGCAAGAUGGUCGAGGUUUGCGGCACCAUCACACGUGAUGGCAAGCCGGUCAUGGAGGUCACCAGCCAAUUCUUGUACCGUGGCAACUACACCGAUUACCACAACACCUUCCAACGCAAGGUCGAGACGCCUAUGCAGGUGCACCUCGGCUCGACGAAGGAUGUGGCAGUUCUGCAAUCGAAGGAAUGGUUCAAGAUUGAGAACGAGGACGUUGAUCUUCUGAACCAGACUCUUGUCUUCAGACUCAACAGCAUCCUCCGUUACAAGAACCAGACUGUGUUCUCGUCUGUCCAGACAGAGGGCACGGUCGAGCUCGAGCUGCCCAGCAAGGAGAUCAUCACCGUCGCCUCUGUCGAAUACGAGGCAGGAACCUCUUACGGUAACCCUGUUCUUGAUUACUUGACUCGCAACGGAUCUGCUCUUGAUCAGCCUGUGAACUUCGAGAACCCAAUUCCUCUCAGCGGCAAGACUCCUCUGGUGCUGAAGGCCCCAUCGUCCAACGAGACCUAUGCUCGUGUCUCUGGCGACUACAACCCAAUUCACGUGUCACGUGUUUUCUCGCAGUACGCCGGCCUUCCUGGUACGAUCACGCACGGCAUGUACUCGAGUGCUGCCGUUCGAUCGCUCGUGGAGACCUGGGCUGCUGAGAACAACGUUGGUCGUGUCCGCAGCUUCCAUGCCUCGCUCGUGGGCAUGGUCCUGCCUGAUGACACUAUCGAAGUCAAGCUUCAACACGUUGGCAUGGUUGCUGGCCGCAAAAUCAUCAAGAUUGAGGCGCAGAAGGCUGAGACUGAGGAAAAGGUGUUGCUUGCGGAGGCAGAGGUCGAGCAACCUGUGUCCGCUUACGUCUUCACUGGCCAAGGUUCGCAAGAGCAAGGUAUGGGUAUGGAUCUAUACGGAUCCAGCGAGGUUGCAAAGGAGGUCUGGGACCGCGCCGACAAACAUUUCAUGGACAACUACGGCUUCGCCAUCACCAACAUCGUCAAGAACAACCCCAAGGAGCUCACCAUUCACUUUGGUGGCGCACGCGGCAAGGCCAUCCGCAAGAACUACAUGGACAUGACUUUCGAGACUGUCGCCACCGACGGCUCCAUCAAGUCGGAGAAGAUCUUCAAAGAGAUCAACGAGAACACCACUUCCUACACGUACCGAUCGCCAACCGGUCUGCUGUCUGCCACACAGUUCACCCAGCCGGCAUUGACGCUCAUGGAGAAGGCAUCGUUCGAAGACAUGCUUUCCAAGGGUCUUGUCCAGCGCGACAGCAGCUUCGCUGGUCACUCACUCGGAGAGUACAGUGCGCUGGCUGCUUUGGCUGAAGUCAUGCCAAUCGAGUCAUUGGUCUCUGUCGUGUUCUACCGUGGUCUGACCAUGCAAGUCGCUGUCGAGCGUGACGAGGCCGGACGCUCCAACUACUCCAUGUGUGCUGUCAACCCAUCGCGUAUCAGCAAGACUUUCAACGAGCAGGCCUUGCAAUACGUUGUCGAGAACAUCUCUCUCACAACUGACUGGCUUCUCGAAAUUGUCAACCUCAACGUCCACAACCAGCAGUACGUCUGCGCUGGUGAUCUCCGUGCUCUGGACACCCUCACUGGUGUGCUCAACUACCUCAAGGCACAGAAGAUUGACAUCCAAGAGCUCAUGCAAACCAUGAGCAUGGACGAGGUCAAGGCUCACCUGGUCGAGAUCAUCCAGGGCUGCGCCAAACAGACCGAGGCCAAGCCUAAGCCUCUGGAUCUGCAGAGAGGCUUCGCCACCAUUCCUCUCAAGGGUAUCGACGUGCCUUUCCACUCGACCUUCUUGCGCUCUGGCGUGAAGCCUUUCCGAUCCUUCUUGUUGAAGAAGAUCAACAAGACUUCCAUCGACCCUAGCAAGCUCGUUGGAAAAUACAUCCCCAACGUCACCGCGAAGCCAUUCGAGCUUACCAAGGAGUACUUCCAAGAUGUGUACGAGCUUACAAAGUCUCCUCGCAUCGGCAACAUUUUGGAGAACUGGGACAAAUACGAGAGCGAUUCACCAGAUGUGAUUCGUCCUCGUGCAGGCAGCAUGGCAGUGCCUAACCAUGGGUGAGAGAUUGCGAGCUCUCACGAGCAGUGACGGCAGGCGUUUUAAUGUUUCUUCUCACGGCUUUUAUGAUGGUGCGUGAUGGCGAUGUAUAAUGGGAUGGCGUUUUGUGUUUCAGAAGAAGGUGGAAUCAUGAUUGUUGCAUCUGUGUAUCUGAUAGAUAGAUUUGUGUGUUCCAACAGAGAAAUGAAAGAAAUAGUGUUAGUUCAGAACGCAGCUUCCACAUCUCA
Cercospora beticola is the source of this 6824-nucleotide messenger RNA. It is a transcript of the gene FAS1, whose product is annotated as tetrafunctional fatty acid synthase subunit FAS1. The record is from RefSeq and is a predicted model, not a curated record. Gene Ontology annotation, cellular component: fatty acid synthase complex. Gene Ontology annotation, biological process: long-chain fatty acid biosynthetic process. Gene Ontology annotation, molecular function: fatty acid synthase activity; [acyl-carrier-protein] S-acetyltransferase activity; [acyl-carrier-protein] S-malonyltransferase activity. NCBI's taxonomy places the organism in Eukaryota, Fungi, Ascomycota, Dothideomycetes, Mycosphaerellales, Mycosphaerellaceae.